Guillardia theta CCMP2712 is the source of this 1607-nucleotide messenger RNA. RefSeq lists its product as hypothetical. The transcript has 10 exons. The record is from RefSeq and is a predicted model, not a curated record. Gene Ontology annotation, molecular function: protein binding; ubiquitin protein ligase activity. Gene Ontology annotation, cellular component: Prp19 complex; U2-type catalytic step 1 spliceosome; cytoplasm. Gene Ontology annotation, biological process: protein ubiquitination; mRNA splicing, via spliceosome; DNA repair. NCBI's taxonomy places the organism in Eukaryota, Cryptophyceae, Pyrenomonadales, Geminigeraceae. The coding region runs from base 7 to 1509 and encodes 500 amino acids.
UGCGCGAUGAGCGGAGAGGCGCCGAGAGAAGCGAGGAUGUCGAUCAAGUCAGGCCUCGUCUUCGAGCGAAGCCUCAUCGAAAACUACAUCCAGGAUCAUGGUACUUGUCCUAUUACAGGGGAACCCCUGUCAAUGGAGGAUAUCAUGGAAGUGAAAGGAAACUGCUACGUGAAAGGCCGCCCUGUGAAGUCUACCAGCAUUCCUGGGAUGCUUAGCAUAUUCCAAGAGGAAUGGGAACAAACAGUGCGCGAAUGCGUGGUUUUACGAAAGCUGCUAGAGCAAACGAGACAAGAGCUCUCGCACACAUUGUACCAACACGAUGCUGCCUGCCGGGUGAUCUCAAGGCUCAUGAAGGAACGCGAUGAGGCACGCGAGGCUCUGGUCAAGGCGUCCGCCAAGGGGGAGUUUUCUCUGCCAUCAGCAGGAGCAGCGUCCAACGGUGUGAAACCAACGAGCGGCAAUGAUAGCAUGGAGCUGGAUGACGGUGAAGGCAUCUCAGAAGCUGUGAAGGCCAAGAUGACAGAGGUAUCCACAACCUUAUCCAAAAACCGAAAGAAGCGAGAAGUAUCAGCCACUUUGACCCCUGAAGAUCAAAUAAGCAAAUUCACUGAAAAGAAGGCCUUUCCCGUGCACAUGGCCAAUGCGAUUCUUUGUCUGGAUUUGCAUCCCAAUCGUGAAAAUCUCACAGUCACAGGAGGUGCAGAUAACAAGGUUGUGAUCUUUGAUCAGAAAACAGAACAAGCCGUUCACAAGAUAGCAGCACAUUCCAAGAAAGUCACGUGUGUUCAGUUCCAUCCAGCAGCUGAGCUAGUUUUUUCCGCUUCAGCCGACAAGACCGUCAAAGUGUGGUCAAGCACCAGCGGAGAGAAUGUGUAUACAUUUAAGGAACAUCAAGGAGAAGUAACGGGCGUCACUCUGCACGCCACUGGUGACUUCAUCGUGUCCGCGUCACAUGACAAGACUUGGGCCCUACAUGACUUGGCACUGGGAAAGUGCAGGAAAAUCGUCUCAGAAGCUUCGAUAACCUCGGGAUAUAGUGCUGCCUCCUUUCAUCCUGACGGCCUUAUCUUAGGCACGGCGACUGUGGACAAGUUGGUGAGAGUCUGGGACGUGAAGACUCAGCAGAAUGUCGUCACUUUCGCAGCGCAUCCAGGGGAGGUCAACAGCAUCAACUUCUCUGAGAAUGGAUACUACGUCUGCACGGCUGGAGGGGAUGGAUUCAAGAUUUGGGACCUCCGUAAAGUUGCCAAGAUGAGCGGGCAAGCUGUUGCUGUCAAGCAUUUUUCCGGGGAUGGAGAGGGGAAUGACGCUGUUUUCGACUACAGCGGUUUGUAUCUUGCCUGUGCGGGAGCAACUUCGCUUCAGGUUUAUCAUACCAAGUCACUCAACGAAGUCCUUUCCGUACCCAAGGCGCACUCCAAGUCCGUCUCAGGCGUCCGCUUUGGUCCUGACGCGAAGUUCGUUGUCACAGCCUCAAAGGAUCGGCAGCUCAAGAUCUUUUCCUCGUGAAGGUUCCAGCAACGUGAAGGGAAUGAGGGCUGGAGUUGUUUCUUUCUUUCAGUUGAGUUUGAUGUGCCUGUAUAAGUGAAUGAAGGGCUGCGAAAGUC